Trichoderma atroviride IMI 206040 is the source of this 859-nucleotide messenger RNA. RefSeq lists its product as uncharacterized. Gene Ontology annotation, molecular function: nucleic acid binding; zinc ion binding. Lineage: Eukaryota; Fungi; Ascomycota; Sordariomycetes; Hypocreales; Hypocreaceae. The record is from RefSeq and is a predicted model, not a curated record.
AUGCCUCCUAGACACCAAACCCUCCCUCCGGCGCAGACCACCUCUGCCAAAGAGGCCCAAAAGUCCUUCUACUGCAGCCUCUGCUCCAAGGGCUACUCCCGCAUGAACGACUAUGAGGCCCAUCUCAGCAGCUACGACCACAGCCACAAGCAGCGCCUCAAGGACAUGAAGGCCAUGGUGCGCGAUCCCAACGCCGGCGCCAAGGCGAGAAAGGCCGAGGCCAAGGCAGACGGCAUCGUCAGCAUCAAGCUCAGCGACCAGGAUGCGCUCUCUUCGAGCGCUGGUAAUGCCGGCGGUGGCAGCGGUGGCGGUUUCAAAAAGGGCGGCUUCAAGAAGACUGGCUUCAAGAGCGCAUUUGCUCCCGCAGAGCCAGCAGCUUCGGCCGAUGCGCAACAAACAGAUACAACCCAUACACUGGCAGACCAACGUUCUGGAGGGCUGAUGGAAACAGGGGAGACGGCUUCAACUCUGCCAUUGGCGUAUAAGAGCUCGCUGGUGGAGAGUGACACAGAAGACGAGGGAUACGAGCUGUACGACCCGAGAUUUCCCACUGAUUGACUCAGUGAGAAUCACUCUGGAUGCCGUUUUCUAUUAAUGGGUAUGAAAAUAACUACAAACCCGAUGGUGCCUGACAAUAUCGUCUCCUUCAAUCUCGCCCCAGUCCACAAGCCCUACAUCUCAUCAGGCUGCAUCCACCUAUGGGAGUCUAUCUGAGAGAGGUCCUCUUCCAAUAAGCCAAUCAUGUUACGACUGCCAAAGAACCAAUCUGCCAACUGCGAUACCUGCCCACUGCCUUGCGCCGGCACACCAGCAUCGUUGGUGCUGGCAUUGGCCAUGACCUGAUCCUCAUUAGGGAUGA